GAUAUGUCGGCCGCGACACCAAACUCAGCAGGUGGGUGCUACGUGGGGGUCCAGGGCCAAGACGGAGGUAGGAAACAUGAAUCAUGGUACAUGGGUUCGAUCCUCCGUUACGUAUGGGAGCCUUGAGUUGAGGGUUGACGACGGAAAAGGGCUGAGGUUUGCACUUUUUGCGUCUGUGAAUUCACCCGUCUUCUCGUAGUUUGGCCUAUUGGUCGUUUUGUAAUAAUAGUUGCUAUCCUGUUUCCAUAAAUUCUGCGGCUGUACUGUCUCCUGAGUUGAACAUUCAGACCAAAAUUUUACUUCUCAUAAGUAACAUCAACAUCGGAAAGGUAGACCUGGAAGAAAACACCUCAGCCAUGUCUCCCUCAGCAACUCUCUCCAACGGAGCAACCAACGGCUCAACCAACGACUACGCUCCCACCGCCGUAUCAUUAUCAUCCAUCCUAAAGCCCGGGAUCUACGUGCCCACCAUCGCCUUCUUCACCCCCCAAGACACCAUCGACGCCACUACGACCCAAACCCACGCCAUCCGCCUGGCCCGGUCCGGCGUCGCCGGCCUAGUAACCCACGGCUCCAACGGCGAAGCCGUGCACCUUGAUCAUACCGAACGCGUUCUCAUCACCCGUCUCACCCGCGACGCCCUCGACGGAGCGGGCUACUCCCACCUGCCCCUCAUCGUCGGCUGCGGCGCGCAAAGUACACGGGAGACGAUCCAACUGUGUCAGGAGGCCGCUGCGGCGGGCGGCACGUACGUACUUGUCUUACCACCUGCUUAUUACGGGGGUCUGUUGACGACGGGGCAUAUACUCGAACAUUUCCGUGAGGUGGCUGAUAAGUCCCCGGUGCCGGUGUUGAUAUAUAAUUAUCCAGGGGCUUGUAGUGGAUUAGAUCUCAGCUCAGAUAGUAUUGUGAAGUUGGCAGAGCAUCCGAAUAUCUGUGGUGUGAAGCUGACGUGUGGGAAUACCGGGAAGUUGGCUCGCGUCGUGGCUGGUACGGCUGAGAAGAAGAAGGGGGAUGGUAGGUUCUUGACGUUUGGAGGGAGUGUGGAUUUUGUGCUGCAGACGUUGGCCGUUGGUGGACACGGGACUAUUGGGGGAUUGGCCAAUAUUGCGCCUAGGGCCUGUGUUGAGUUGAUGAGGCAAUGGCAGCUGGGGAAGUAUGAGCAGGCGAGGAAGCUGCAGCAAGUUGUUGCUGCGGGGGACUGGACUGCUAUUCAGGGUGGCUUUAUUUCUGUCAAGGUUGGGUUGCAGAAGUAUUAUGGGUAUGGAGGUGAACCGAGACGGCCAUGUAGGAUGCCUGAAGGCGAGGCUAGGGCGGCGCAGGAGGAGGGGUUUGCAGAGCUUGUGAAGGCGGAAAGGGCGUUGGAGAAAUAAUGGCUUCCAGGUCAUUCCAUUAGGGGUUACUGCAAAGAUGAGGCAAUUAGAGAAUCACCACUUUAACAUGUUAAGCAGUGUGGAAUAUCAUCCACCUACAUUAUGAGUAUCGUAUUUACUCCAAGGAAUUUCCACC
Molecule: messenger RNA, 1509 nt
Organism: Pseudomassariella vexata
Lineage: Eukaryota; Fungi; Ascomycota; Sordariomycetes; Amphisphaeriales; Pseudomassariaceae
Product: dihydrodipicolinate synthetase
Exons: 1
Coding region: 357-1373 (338 amino acids)
Molecular function (GO): 4-hydroxy-tetrahydrodipicolinate synthase activity
Source: RefSeq, a predicted model, not a curated record